UAUCACCACACGCCUCGACGCCCAACUACUAACGUCGCAAACAUGGCUGUCGGCAAGAACAAGCGCCUUUCAAAGGGAAAGAAGGGUCUCAAGAAGAAGACCGACACCUUCGCGAAGAAGGACUGGUACAACGUCAAGGCGCCAGGAACUUUCGCGAUCCGAGAUGUCGGCAAGACCCUCGUCAACCGCACCACUGGUCUCAAGAACGCAAACGAUGCGCUGAAGGGCCGGAUAUUCGAGGUCUCGCUCGCCGAUCUCCAGAAGGACGAGGACCACGCUUUCCGCAAGGUCAAGCUCCGCGUCGACGAGGUCCAGGGCAAGAACUGCCUGACCAACUUCCACGGCCUCGACUUCACCUCCGACAAGCUCCGCUCGCUCGUCCGCAAGUGGCAAUCCCUCAUCGAGGCCAACGUCGUGGUCAAGACCACCGAUGAUUACCUCCUCCGCCUGUUCGCCAUUGCUUUCACCAAGCGCCGGCCGAACCAGAUCAAGAAGACCACAUACGCUGCCUCGUCCCAGAUCAGGGCGAUCCGCAAGAAGAUGAUCGAGAUCAUCCAGCGCGAUGCCAGCUCGUGCACUCUUGCCCAGCUCACCCAGAAGCUGAUCCCCGAGGUUAUUGGCCGCGCCAUUGAGAAGGCCACCCAGGGCAUCUACCCUCUGCAGAACGUCCACAUCCGAAAGGUCAAGCUCCUCAAGUCGCCCAAGUUCGACCUUGGUGCUCUCCUUGGUCUGCACGGCGAGUCGAACCAGGAUGACUCUGGUCAGAAGGUUGAGCGGGAGUUCAAGGAGACAGUCCUUGAGAACGUGUAAACAGUCAUGGUUGAACAGGCAGGGGUUUUUCAGGGUCUUUCAACUUUCCGCGGCAUGAUAUGGGCAUCCAAAAGGUGUUAUGUUUACAAAUGAAUGGUCAAACAUACACCUUGAUGUCUCUCCGCGGUACUGACGGCGUGCAUGGAUGCAUUGGUCGCAUCUGGUAUUUAUGUGGCGGUGCGGGAAAAGUGCAAUCACGGAAAUGACAAUGACAACUUACACCACUUUUGGGUCCUUUGCUGUCAGUUGCUGCUAACAUCGUCGUUGGUCCAGGCAUUCGCAUCACCAACGCGUUAUGAUAAUUUCUUUUGUUUACAUUCUCUCUGCCUGGUUUUCUUAUUGUUGUUCUUCGUUCGUGGUCAUGUUCCUACUCUUGAUGCCUUCAAACUUCUCGUUGUCCCAUGCCUUGUUUUGACGUGGUCAUAAUAAAGCAUCUCACUUCACGUGCACGACAACAUUCGUAGCAUAUUUCAUUAAGCCAUCAAUCC
Molecule: messenger RNA, 1298 nt
Organism: Dothidotthia symphoricarpi CBS 119687
Lineage: Eukaryota; Fungi; Ascomycota; Dothideomycetes; Pleosporales; Dothidotthiaceae
Product: ribosomal protein S3Ae
Exons: 4
Coding region: 43-810 (255 amino acids)
Biological process (GO): translation
Cellular component (GO): ribosome; cytosol
Molecular function (GO): structural constituent of ribosome
Source: RefSeq, a predicted model, not a curated record